Molecule: messenger RNA, 871 nt
Organism: Hyposmocoma kahamanoa
Lineage: Eukaryota; Metazoa; Arthropoda; Insecta; Lepidoptera; Cosmopterigidae
Gene: CPR90
Exons: 4
Coding region: 1-858 (285 amino acids)
Cellular component (GO): extracellular matrix
Source: RefSeq, a predicted model, not a curated record
AUGAUUCUAAGAAAUGUAGUGACGGUUCUAUUUUGUAUUGACACUAUUGGAAGUGUUUUGGCGGCAUCGUAUUCAAAUGUUUACUUCCAACUUGGUACAAAUGAAGCUCCUGCAGUUGAUGCACCAAGGGCCAACAAAAAUUCUCAAGCUCAACUGGCUCCUUUAACAUUACCUCCCGUAAUACCAGUACUGCCAGUUACAACUUUAGUAGCACCCUGCCCUGUGCCUUGUAUCAGUCCAAGUCAACCGGUUAGCAAUGCCAAUCUUGUGGCUUAUAAGCCACCAAAUAAACCUACGGACGACGGUUCCACAAACUACGGAUAUUCCUAUGUGGUAUUUGAUGACGGAACUGGGGAUAAAAAAUCUCAAUAUGAAGUCAGUGAGGGAGGAAAGGUUCGUGGACAGUACUCAAUUGACCAGCCCGAUGGUUAUGUACGUGAAGUACAAUAUACUGCGGACGAUUUAAAAGGGUUUAGAGCUGUUGUUACUAAUUUCUUACGGGGAAAGGUAAUAAGUUCUGUUGAAGAAAACAAUAAAAAAAAAGUUUCAGCGCCACUACUUGAACCUCUGAAAAAUAGCGAAAAGGGACAAGAAUCAAUUAACAGUGCGGAUAAAGGCGAGCAAUUGGCUGAAGUCAAAGAAAUAAAACCACUACCAUCUAGUCCUUCGCAAGAAACACCUGUAAAAGCGGCAGUUGAAGAAAUUACAUCCAAACCUGCACAACCCAAUAAUACAAGUGUUACAGAAUCCAAUAACUUUAAUGUAUAUGGUAAUAUCAUCAAAUGCAUUCAAACGUCAAUGAAAAACUCUGAAUCACCACUAGUAUACGUCAUCUUACCUUCUAAAGUUUGCCCUUAAAUAUUCUUAGAUA